AUGAUUCUUCGUCUUGCAAUCAGUUGCUCCAUUUUUCUAAUAGCAUAUGGCUGCGGACCAAUGCAAGGUUUCUAUGAAAAAGAUCAGAUACAAUUAAUUCAUGAUGCACCACCACAUGAACCUACCUUUGCUUGUCGUAUUUAUCCUUGGAUUUGUCAACAAAAUCAUAGUCAUAUUCCACCUGGAAAAACUCCAUUUGAUGAUAUCGCUGAAAUGUUGAAAAUUCGUCAUAGAAUAAAAUCAAAAACUACAAAAGCACCACUAGCGCCACCACCACCACCACCGCUACCGCCACCAACAACAACAACAAAAGCAACAACAACAACAGAAGCAACAACAACAACAACAGAAGCAACAACAACAACAACAACAGAAGCAGCAACAACAACAGAAGCAACAACAACAACAGAAGCAACAACAACAACAACAGAAGCAACAACAACAACAACAGAAGCAACAACAACAACAACAGAAGCAACAACUACGACAACUGAAGAACCUACUACUACUGAGUGGUCUAGCACAGUUCCAACUAAAGCUCUGCCUAUUCGAUAUCCUGGACAAGCGCAAACAUCGAGAGAAGCGCUGGAUAAUUUGAAAAAGUCAAUACAUCAAGCGUUAACUGAAAUGUUAUUCAAUGUUGGAUUAAAUCCAACGAUAAAUUAUACUACACAAGGUUAUGUGCCAGAUGAUGUGAUCAUUGGGACAGAUAUAUCUGGUGGCCAAGUAUGGCGCCGUAAUGUGGGCUCACAUGUUCUAAAGGAUGAUAUCGUUAUCGCAUUUGUCAAUGGAAAUAUUUUGAAUUCGAAUUCUGUCCCAAUUAUGCAUAUAGUACGAAUUGAUAGGUUUACUGUGGAAUUUCCAUUCGAACCAUAUCAGUGUCAAAUUAAAUUUAUGGAAAAAAUUAUGGAAGCUUUGCAGAUGGGACAAAAUGCAGCAUUAGAAUCGCCAACUGGAACCGGCAAAACACUAUGUUUAUUGUGCACUGCCAUUGCAUACUUGAAACAUUGCAAAUUAGAAAUAUUGCAGGACAGUGCACAAGAAAUACAAGGUACAUCUUCUAGAUCACUUUAUCCAAAAAUCCUUUAUGCUUCUCGAACACAUAGUCAACUGGUACAAGUAAUCCGUGAAUUAAAUAAAACAACUUACAAAGACAUUAAGACUGUAACAUUGGCUUCACGUGAUUUACUCUGUAUCAAUGAUAAAGUGAUGAAAGAAAAUAAUAGUCAUGUCAAAUCACUGAUGUGUAGGAAUUUGAUCAGAAAGCAUCGAUGUCCAUUUUAUAAUUUCUAUGAAAAAGCUGAUCCAUCAACGUUAGAUCUGUUAUAUAGCAAAAAUGGAUUGGUUCCAGAUAUUGAAGAAGUCAUCAGUGUGUCUCGGAAGCAUAAGUAUUGUCCUUAUUUUCGGAGCCGUUCAAUGUAUGAAAAUGCCGAUCUCAUUCUUUUACCAUAUAAUUAUAUCGUCGAUCCUUCCUUGCGAUAUAAGCAUAACAUUCAGCUCAAAGGAAAUAUUGUCAUUUUCGAUGAGGCACAUAAUUUGGAAUCAGUUUGCGAAGAGUCAACAUCAGUAUCAUUUUCAACUACCCAAAUAAGUGCAUGCAUAAGAGAAACAAAGAAAGUUUUGGAAUUAAUGAUAAAUGAUGAAGAGGAAGUUCGAACUCAAAUGGAUAAUACAGUUGUACCAAUUGGUACCGAAAUUCAGGAAACAAAUGAAGUGAAAAUUGAGAAGAAUGACGUAGCUUACUUGCUUGCAUCCUUGCAUCAGUUUGAAGAUGCUGUAGACGUUUGUGCGAAAAGUGGAGGCAAGAAAGUGACUGGUAUUGAUGGUAAAGUUUAUCCUGGUGAACAUAUGAUUGAAUUACUGUCAAAAGCAGGAUUUCGAAAGGAUAUGAGGGAAGCUGUAUCACAGACUAUUGAUAAAAUUGGGCAAUACCUCACAGCAAAAGCACAAAAUGAAACGAUUGGAGAAUUUGUGGAAAAAGGAGUUUAUCUUCAAGAAUUUUCAUCAUUUAUUUCAACUAUUUACGCAUAUAAACAUGCUUCAUCACAAGUAUUGGAUAGUCCUGCAUGUGUAGUGAGAAAAUUGCACAAAAAGAUUACGGAUGACAGCAUCGUGAAAUAUUUUCAACUUUACAUAACAAAGCAUAGUUCAGUAAUAACGCUGAAUUACUGGUGCUUUUCACCAUCAGUUGCAAUGUGGUAUCUUCACUCAUGCGGUGUACGUUCUGUGAUUGUAACCAGUGGUACUUUAUCACCGUUAGAUUCAUUUAUUAAUAAUCUCGGUAUAAGUUUCCCGAUAGCGCUAGAAAAUCAGCAUGCUGCUAACGUGGAUCAAAUUUUGUGUGCACGUAUUCGUUCUAGUCAAAGUGGAAUCGAUCUCUGUGGUACUUUUCACAAACGGAGCAGUUCAGCGUACGUAUUUGGAAUUGGUGAAGUUAUUGUUCGUGCUUGUCAAAUCAUUCCGGAUGGUAUCUUGGUGUUUUUCUCGUCCUAUGUUACUAUGAAUACAUGCCUGAAAUUCUGGAAGACAUUAAAAUUUGGCCCAAUGUUCAUAUGGGAAACAAUAUCAGCUUAUAAAGAAGCAUUCGUUGAACCAAAAUCUAAGUUGGAGCUGAAAACAGUACUAUUGCAAUUUAGGCAAAAAGUGAGAGAAGGCGGUAAUGGUGCUAUCUUAUUUGCUGUUUGUAGAGCUAAGGUAAGCGAAGGGAUCGAUUUCUUAGACAGUGAAAGCCGUGGUGUUAUCGUAAUCGGUAUUCCAUACGCUCCAACAAUGGAUCCUAGAAUUGAACUUAAGAGACAAUUUCUUACGAAACAAAGGAUGGUUGUCGUGAAGCAAGAGCUAAGAAAAAAUAUAUCAGCUGACGAAUGGUAUCAAGUGGAAGCAAUUCGUAGUGUGAAUCAAUCAAUUGGCCGUGUUCUUCGACAUAAAAAUGAUUUUGGUGUUGUCAUUCUUGCUGAUUCAAGGUUUUGCUCGAUGUCAUCAAAAUGGUUUCCUUCAUGGAUGCGUGGAUGUUUAAAAAAUUACCAAGAUAUCAGCGAUUUUGAAGACGAGUGUAAGCAGUUCUUCAAAAAGAGAAAUAUUGAGAUACGUAUUAAUAAAAGACCCAUAUCAUCAGCUACGGAAGUGGCACCCGGAUUUGUUUGUUGCCGGAAGCAACCUGAAAUCAAGCCAAAUAAUGAUGGCUUGCAUUUCGAUAUAAAUGCACUGUACUCUUCUGAAGCAGUAGCAGCGUUUGAAAAAAGCAUUGGUAUCGAAGAUACUAUACCAAAACGUCCAAAAAAAAGUUGUAUUUUUGAGGAAUUAGAAGAGGAGGCGAAGAAGGUAAAUGAAUUAGUUGGUACCACUCAUUCAAUUGAUGUCGACAAUAACCCUAUUCAGUCAGGCAGUAACUUGAUAAUCCCAAAAACAAAACCUAAGCUUCGCAUAAAGUACAAAUCUUUACCGCUGUUGCAAUCUGAUGACGAGGUAAUAGCCAGUUGGCGAAGAUCUGCACUAGACUACAACAAGUUGCUUCAAUCUAUUGAGAAAUCGAAACGCAUUACUCUAAAAAUGGCACUAACAAAUUAUGCGGCGGAUAAUAAUUUUCAAACAUUAAUUUCGACAUAUGCGAUGGAAACUAUACCGGACCAUUUGGAAGUUUUUAAAGGUCUUUAUGGGUAUUUGCAAGUGAAUCAUCGACCCGAAUUUAUAAUGACAUGUCGGCAGCUCAAACUUAUAUAA
This is a messenger RNA of Brugia malayi, 3720 nucleotides long. RefSeq lists its product as uncharacterized. The record is from RefSeq and is a predicted model, not a curated record. The transcript is spliced from 25 exons. Gene Ontology annotation, molecular function: DNA polymerase binding; ATP binding; hydrolase activity, acting on acid anhydrides, in phosphorus-containing anhydrides. Bases 1 to 3720 code for a protein of 1239 amino acids. Lineage: Eukaryota; Metazoa; Nematoda; Chromadorea; Rhabditida; Onchocercidae. Gene Ontology annotation, biological process: telomeric loop disassembly; regulation of double-strand break repair via homologous recombination; negative regulation of DNA recombination. Gene Ontology annotation, cellular component: nucleus.